UAACCAGGCCUUGUCUCCAACAAACUCCCCGGCCGGAGUCGAACGAACCCGGUCGGGUCUCUGCAAAACAGGAAGGCGCCGAAGCAGCUAUCGCCGCACCCGAGUCCGCCGCCGCCGCGCCGCUCCAACUCGGCACCACGGAGCGGGCUGGCUGGAAACUCGUUUGCUGUGAUGGAAGAGGGCAGUGACUACUAUGUUGUCAGGAAAGGCGAUGUGGUGGCAGUUUACAAGACUCUAAGUGACUGCCAGGCUCAGAUUUGCUCUUCGGUAUCUGGUCCUGCUGCGAGUGCCUACAAGGGUCACUCUUGGAGCAGAGGAAAGGAGGAAUACCUGUCUUCAUGGGGGCUAAGUCAUGCUACUUAUGUGAUCAAUGCAGCCGAACUUAGGGAAGAUGUACUUGGUCCCCUUGUGCCCUGCAGUUUUCAGGACAUACUUGGUUCUAGUUCAAAUCAACAGGCUCCAAAUCAUAUAGGCUUCCAUAAUGUUGUAGCAUCUCAGACUGGAGCACAAUAUGUUGAUCUGAACCAUCUUAUGCUGCAGGAAGCCAGAUCUAGUUCCUUCAGGCAUAUCUCACCAGCAAAUUUCAAUCGUACUGGAGCUGUUGAUGCACAACCUAUCUCAAAACAAUAUAUGGUGGGUAUUCUUCAUUUUGAUGGUGCUUCAAAAGGGAACCCAGGAAAAGCAGGUGCUGGAGCUGUGCUUAUGACUGAAGAUGGUAGAGUGAUAUCUCGGCUUCGUGAGGGUCUUGGUGUCGCUACUAAUAAUGUUGCUGAGUAUCGGGGCCUGAUUUUAGGACUGAAAUAUGCGAUUCGGCAUGGAUUUAAGAGAAUUAAAGUACAUGGGGACUCUCAACUUGUCUGCAAUCAGGUGAAUGGUGUCUGGCAAGUGAAGCAGCCGAACAUGAUCGAGCUGUGCAAAGAAGUGAGAAAGCUAAAAGAAAACUUUCAUUCCUUUGAGAUCAUCCAUGUUCGACGGGAGUGGAAUGCUGAGGCAGAUCGCCAGGCGAACAUCGGUAUCACGCUUGCAAGUGGCGCCGUGUCUGAGGAGCGUGGUGACAUCUGAUACAUCAGUUACCGACUUAUGUAGUUAACUAAGUAGCUGGACCUUUGCCUUCCACCUUUGUCGAGCUGCUAGCCUGAUCUACAGCAGGAGCUGAGGUGAUGGCUUGCCGUCUAGUAGGCACUAUAUCGAAAGCACUAGUUGGAUCUAUUGCACCGUGAAGCUGCUACGGAAGUCUGAUUUCCUGUAUCCAGCUGAAGGUGAUGCAUGUUUAGGGAUGGGUUAGACGUUGAUAUUGAGUGCUUGGGAGUACUGGGCCCACUUUGACGAACCCAGUAACUAUUGGUGUAAGCUUCCGUCCAACUCGCCGGGCUCGUUUUGGUGCAUCUCAAUGCAUAGUUUCAUGGCACAGUUACCAAAACUAUAAACUAGGUAACCGAGCCACAAGAGUUUCAUGGGGAUGAAACUCCUCUCUCAUCUAAUGAAACUCCUUCAUUUAA
Sorghum bicolor (sorghum) is the source of this 1499-nucleotide messenger RNA. RefSeq lists its product as uncharacterized. The record is from RefSeq and is a predicted model, not a curated record. The transcript has 10 exons. Gene Ontology annotation, molecular function: RNA-DNA hybrid ribonuclease activity; nucleic acid binding. NCBI's taxonomy places the organism in Eukaryota, Viridiplantae, Streptophyta, Magnoliopsida, Poales, Poaceae. Bases 172 to 1062 code for a protein of 296 amino acids.